CCGCGCCCCGCAGAAACUACAGAAAUAAAAUAAAAUUAUACUAAGACAUUCCAAGCCUCAAAGUCUCUUUCUAUACGUUGAGUCGAGUAUAGUCUCAGUCAAACCAAGAUGCUGUAUUUAGUAGGCCUAGGUCUCUCCGAUGAGACCGACAUCACCGUAAAAGGCCUUGAAAUUGUGAAGAGAGCUUCGCGCGUCUACCUUGAAGCGUAUACGAGUAUUCUCCUGGUAGAUCAGUCUAUCUUGGAAAAAUACUAUGGUAGAUCCAUCGUAGUGGCAGACCGAGAAAUGGUCGAGUCUAACAGUGACGAAAUCCUCCGCGAUGCGCAAACAGAAGACGUCGCAUUUCUAGUCGUCGGUGACCCUUUCGGAGCUACUACACACACCGACCUCGUUCUUCGGGCGCGCGAGCUUUCGAUCCCCGUCCAGACGGUUCCUAAUGCGUCUAUCAUGUCGGGGAUCGGCGCUACGGGACUUCAGUUAUACAACUUCGGCCAGACCGUAUCUAUGGUGUUCUUCUUAGAUAAUUGGCGCCCGGCGUCGUUUUACGACCGCAUCAAGGAGAACCGAGAGAUUGGCCUUCAUACGCUCGUACUGUUAGACAUCAAGGUCAAAGAACAAAGCUUAGAGAAUAUGGCACGGGGCAGGAAAAUUUACGAGCCUCCUAGAUACAUGACGGUCGGCCAGUGCGCGCAGCAGAUGCUCGAAAUCGAAGAGGAGAAGAAAGAGGGUGUCUAUGGACCGGAUAGCCUAGCCGUCGGCGCUGCGAGGGUCGGCGGCCGAACGGAGAAAUUCGUCGCAGGAACAUUACGUCAACUUUGCGACGCCGACGAAGCUCUAGGACCACCAUUACACAGCUUGGUGUUACUCGGAAGACGGGCACAUGAGCUGGAGAGAGAUUAUACGCGAGACUUUGCCGUCGACAAGGAGAUAUGGAACACAAUAUGGAAUAGGGACUACGGUAAACAAUGAAGACACCAUCAACUGCAGCUAAGAUAUUUCAAUUGAGGACUAGCUUGAGU
Molecule: messenger RNA, 1019 nt
Organism: Annulohypoxylon truncatum
Lineage: Eukaryota; Fungi; Ascomycota; Sordariomycetes; Xylariales; Hypoxylaceae
Product: Diphthine synthase
Exons: 3
Coding region: 109-969 (286 amino acids)
Biological process (GO): protein histidyl modification to diphthamide
Molecular function (GO): diphthine synthase activity
Source: RefSeq, a predicted model, not a curated record